UCUCAGAGCAUGCCUCUCAGAAGCUGGGACAGCCACUGUGCUGCCUGCUGCCCACCCCUAGCCACUCAGCUGCUAUAGCAGCCCCAGGCCAGGAACAUGAACCAGCUGCUGCUCUGGGUUUCUGUCCUCACCAGCCUCCUGGAAGCCUUUGCUGCGACAGACCUCAGUGGGAAGGUGUUUGUGUUUCCUAAAGAAUCCUCUACCAACCAUGUGAGCUUGAUUACAAAACUGGAGAAACCUCUGCAGAACUUUACCUUGUGUUUUCGAGCCUUUAGUGACCUUUCCCGUGGUUAUAGCCUCUUCUCCUACAACACCCAAGGCAAGGAUAAUGAGCUACUAAUUUAUAAAGAACGAAUUGGAGAGUACAGUUUAUACAUUGGGAGAAGCAGUGUGAUGUGGAAAGUUAUUGAAGAGUUCCCGGAGCCAGUGCACAUCUGUGUUUCCUGGGAGUCUGCCUCAGGCAUUGCUGAAUUUUGGGUCAAUGGAAGACCUUUAGUGAAAAAGGGUCUGAAGCAGGGUUACUCUAUAGGAGCUCACCCCAAGAUCGUCCUGGGGCAGGAGCAGGACAACUAUGGGGCUGGGUUUGAUAAGAGCCAGUCCUUUGUGGGAGAGAUUGGGGAUCUGUACAUGUGGGACUCUGUGCUCUCCCCAGUAGAGAUCAUGGUAACUUAUCAGGGUUCCCCAAACAAUUCUAACAUUCUGAACUGGCAGGCUCUGAACCAUGAAAUAAAAGGAUAUGUGAUCGUCAAACCUCUCGUGUGGGUCUGAUAUCUUGAAUCAAGAGCUCUUGAAAAUGAAAAGGUCAACAUCUAAGAGAUCUCCAAGCAACUGGACACCAGACCCUACAGUUGUAGCUCUUUCUUCUUUGAAUUUUCUACAAGCAUGCCUGCAAAAAUAAAUAAAUAAAUAUUGUGUUAUGGUGCCCA
Molecule: messenger RNA, 926 nt
Organism: Otolemur garnettii (small-eared galago)
Lineage: Eukaryota; Metazoa; Chordata; Mammalia; Primates; Galagidae
Gene: APCS
Product: amyloid P component, serum
Exons: 2
Coding region: 97-768 (223 amino acids)
Biological process (GO): innate immune response
Molecular function (GO): complement component C1q complex binding
Source: RefSeq, a predicted model, not a curated record